CCACGUGCAUAGGCACUCAUCAAGUUAUGGAACGUAAUAUCGUUCAUUUCGACUCCCGCUUCUUGCAUCUGAGUCAGCACUUGCUGCACGCGUUGAGGGUCUCCGGCUGCGCCCGCAACAGCGAGCAACGCCGAGUACACGCCCAGGUUCGGGAUGGAUCCACGUUUCACCGCUACGUCAAAGAGAUGGAACCCUUUGUCCACGUCUCCAAGUGCUGCACAGGCCUGAAUAGCACUGGCAAGAGCAGGGUUCAGUAGAAACACGUCCUGACUCAUGAGCUUCUCAGCCAACGCUACGACCUCUUGAUUACGACCUGCCCUCUGGUAGAUCCGAACGCACUCCAUCUCGGCCUUACCGUGGGUGUUCUGAGCCUUCUCGACGAUGUGGCAAAGAGGAAUAGCAGCCGUACAUUGCUCCCGAGUCUUGCAGAGCUGCAGUACGGCACUGGCACGACGCAGAUAGUCCAUGCUGGGCUGGAAGCGCGGGCCUUGGCGCUUGGCUUCAUGUACUAAUGCAUCCAAGUCAUUAACCACUUGGGUGCGCGGCGGGCGACGUCGGCCCGAAGUGGAGUUGGAUUUGCGCAGACUCGAAUUUGCACGACCAGGCUUGCGAGCUGGAGACUUGCGCUCCGCCCCCGCAGCGUACAAUAGCGCUGGUGAUGCAGAGAUCGUACGAACAGCAGUGAACGCAUGUUGGCGACUAGUUAGCGCUACGCGCGACAGGCGGAGAAGCCCUCGCUGCAUGAUACACGGACGCACAGCGAGCAACCCCACGUCAACAGUGUAUCUCCCUACACUUUGGACUUGUGGUGAUAAGCUGGACUCGAUCACAGUUCAUAAUGUGAUAUAUGAUAGGUUUUUUGUACCGAAAUGAUUGAUGCAAAUUACACCGAGACACACAACGAGCUUUGUGGACCGCACUCUGAUUCGCAUCAAGUAAUAAAACCUUGAGUCGGUGGCCAUGUUGCCACCCAGGUCUUUCCUGAUGCAGAAGCUGAGCGCGCCUUACGACGGCGGCGUCAGCGCUGCAGUGACACCUGUGCCUACGGGUGACAAGAGUGACGUAUUGAAGUCUAAGAACCCCAAGAAGAGCAGCGAGAAGACGUCCAACAUCGGCUGGAUUUUGAGUCUCACCAAGGAGGAGAAGCUGCCGCUGGCUGUGGGCAUCACGGGCAUGACUAUCGCCUCGGGUAUGAACUUGGUGUUCCCGCGCAUCAUGGGCAAGGCGAUCGACGUCGCGUCGGGCAAACCUGCGCCUGGUGGCCUCAGCCGCAAAGGCUUUGUGGUUGUAGUGCUCGCCACCUUCUUCACCGGUUCCGUGGGCUCAUUCCUGCGCACCUACUCUCUUGGCAUGGUGGCCGAGCGCAUCGCUGCCAAGCUGCGUCGCAGACUAUACAAGGUGCUGCUGUCUCAGGAGCUGGGCUUCUAUAAUAACCGCAAGGUUGGGGAAUUGGUGACCAGGCUCAGUGGAGACUGCCAGCAGACAGCCAAUGCGGUGGUCGACGUGCUGUCUAAUGGCUACAGGUCACUCAACUCGGCUGUGGGUGCGUCCUGCAUGCUGCUGACCAUCUCGCCUAAGCUCACGUUGGUGUCACUGACCAUCUUGCCGCUCGUCGGUACCGGAGCCAUGCUCUUCAGCAAGUUUUCGAGUCGACUAUCCAAGAAGCAUCAUAACUCGGUCGCAGACAUGACGGGGAUUGCCGAGGAGAGACUGAACAAUAUUUUCACGGUGAAGUUGUUCUCCGCGGAGCAGGACGAGCUGGACCACUUCGAGAAGAUCAACAAGAACAUCUUGGCCAAUGCCAAACGUGCUAAGCGUGCUCGCGGUGCGUUUAUGGGUGGUCUAUCGCUGUCGAUCAACUGCUCGUUGUUCUCCGUGCUGUACUUCGGCGGAUCGCUGGUGGGAUCAGGUGAGCUGACGAUUGGUACGCUCACGUCGUUCGCGCUGUACAGCGGAUUCAUGGGUCUUGGAUUCUCCGGCGUGUCGUCGUGCCUGAGCGAGAUGAAAAAGACGCGUUUGUCUUCUGAAGCGCUCUUCGACCUGCUGUCGCUGCCGCCUGCUGCGGAUGGUGAGAACACGCUGGUCAAUGUGAAGGGCCACGUUCGCUUCAACAACGUGUCGUUCGCGUAUCCGUCACGCCCGGACAUUUUGGUGCUGGACAACCUCAACAUGGAGAUCAACCCUGGUGAGGUGGUGGCGAUCGUCGGCAAGAGCGGAGCUGGCAAGACUACUAUUGCGUCGCUGAUGUCGAAGAUCAUCAAGCCCACGAGCGGCACGGUGACCCUGGAUGGUGUGGAUAUUGCUACGUUGAAGGCGUCGUGGCUGCGCAAGCAGAUUGGUGUCGUCAACCAGGAGCCGUCGCUUUUCGCUUCUACUAUCGCUGAGAACAUCAUGUACGGUGCUGAGGUGCACAACAAGGAUCAACUCAUCGCUGCAGCUAAAGAGGCACACGCGCACGAGUUCAUCAUGGAGCUGCCUAACCAGUACGACACGUUCGUGGGUGAGAAGGGCGUGGAGCUAUCUGGUGGACAGAAGCAGCGCAUUGCCAUUGCUCGUGCGCUGUACAAACAAACCAACAUUUUGCUUUUCGACGAAGCCACGAGCUCCCUUGACGGUCGCAGUGAGGACAUGAUUCGUCGUGCCCUGCAGUCAGCUGCUGAGAACCGGACCGUGUUUAUUAUUGCGCACCGACUCAACACCAUCAAGCAUGCGAACCGUAUCAUUCUGCUAGAGGAGGGCGUCAUUGCCGAGACUGGUACGUUCGAGGAGCUGAACAAGGAAGGCAGCAAGUUUUACAACCUCGCUCACAACCAGGCUCCGUUGCUUUAGAUGCAGCGGGUUAAGAACUUUGGUUGGUACUUAUUGGGGAAAUAUAAGCUCGUCUUCUGUCUCUCUCCUGCGACCUACUCGGCUUUGUUGGAGAUCGAAUCUUGCGUGCUUUCGUUCUGGAGUUUUACGGUGCACGAAGGGCACUGAGAGAUGACCAUCUCCAGCUGAUCGGCGUAUCCAUUCAUCUGCGCCAAGUUUUCCUAUACACAGAAGCAUUGUCCAGUGUCAUCUCAACCGAAUCAUUGGACAACCUCACCGAAUCCACCAUACCUCUAGCAUCUUCAGACGUCCUUCCAGAGCUUCUUUGCCUUCAUCAUUUGUAGAAUUGCUGUCUGACGAGUUGGCGUGUUGCUUCGAACGCAAAAUCUCUAGCAUUUGCAUCAGCUCCUCGAUUUUGGAAUCCUUUGCCUCAAUUUCUUGCGCGGACGUUCUGCUGUCAGUUAGAACUCCCACGUGUUUGCAUUCAAGCGCCUUGUACUUGUCUAAAUUGCAAGAUCGCACAGCUUAUUAGACAUGCCAAUUCUUGCAGCUUCCAACUUUGCGUACCCAUUAGAGCCGAAUGGUCCGACUCGAGUUUGGCCAUCUGAGUCUGCAGAUCUACAAUUUGGUGCUCCCUUUCAACGCGACCACCUCCUUGCUGGUUGGUAUCCGCAGAGGGCAACGGAUUCACCAAGGCAUCAGCGUGCUUGGUCUUAAUCUGUUCAACUACGACAUUUUCUGGCUGUUGUUCUUGGG
Molecule: messenger RNA, 3564 nt
Organism: Phytophthora nicotianae INRA-310
Lineage: Eukaryota; Oomycota; Peronosporomycetes; Peronosporales; Peronosporaceae
Exons: 2
Coding region: 961-2829 (622 amino acids)
Biological process (GO): transmembrane transport
Cellular component (GO): membrane
Molecular function (GO): ABC-type oligopeptide transporter activity; ATP hydrolysis activity; ATP binding
Source: RefSeq, a predicted model, not a curated record